Molecule: messenger RNA, 537 nt
Organism: Lathyrus sativus (Indian pea)
Lineage: Eukaryota; Viridiplantae; Streptophyta; Magnoliopsida; Fabales; Fabaceae
Source: the annotation of a GenBank genome assembly
AUGGAGAGAACACAAUCCUCACUUCUACAAAUUCAGCCUCCAACUUAUGGAAACUUAGUCACAAUUCUAAGUAUCGAUGGUGGCGGUAUUAGAGGCCUUAUUCCUGCAACUAUCCUCGAGUACCUUGAAUCAGAACUUCAAGAAUUGGACGGUGAAUCUGCACGACUUGCAGAUUACUUUGAUGUGAUUACAGGGACAAGUACCGGUGGUCUUGUAACUGCCAUGUUAACGGCUCCAAAUGAUAAACAACGUCCACUUUUUGCUGCUAAAGAUAUCAAACCCUUUUACUUGGAACACUGUCCAAAUAUUUUCCCACAAAACAAGCACAUGUUAGGUUCUAUGGGGAAAUUGUUUAGAUCAUUGGCAGGACCAAAAUAUGAUGGAAAAUAUCUUCACAAUGUGGUGAAGGAGAAGCUUGGAGAAACUCGCGUGCAUGAGACUCUCACCAACAUUGUGAUCCCCGCGUUUGACAUAAAGUCGAUGCAACCGAUUAUUUUUUCAACUUAUCAAAGCAAGAGAACCCCAUGUUGGAAAUAA